AUGGGCCGCGCUGGCUCCUCCGCCCCGGCCGCCGCCCGCUGCUCCUGCGCCCCCGCCGCGCCCCCGCCCCGCCGCCUGCUCCCUCCCCCACCUCCCCACAGACCCCCCCCGCGGCACCGCCCCGGGCCGGCCAGCGCCCUCUGCUGCCGCCCCGCCCCGACGGCAGCGGGAUGGGCGGCACCGAGCAGCGGGAGGGUCCUCAGAGACGAGGAGACUGGGGGGGGUCGCGGGGAGCGGGGAGUGCCAGUGCGGCGGGGGAUUGGGGAGGGGAGGUCCAUAGCCAUGAGAGUGCAGAAGAUGGGGUAUGCUUGGGGUGGCCUUUUCCUGCUGCUCUCCCUCCUUCUCCAGCUGUCGGGCUCCCAGGCCAAAUGCUACUUCCAGGCUAAAGCUCCCUGUGAGUAUGAGGGAAAGGAGUUCUCCCUGGGGGAGUCGUGGCUGAGCACCAACUGCCUGCUCUGCACCUGCCUGCACCCCGUCGGUGUGGGCUGCUGCGAGACCACCCAGCACCCCAUCGACUUCCCUGACUGGUGUGAGGCUCACUAUGACUCUCAGACCUGCCAGAUCUCCGUGGUGCAGAAGGCCAACCCCAGCCUGCCCUGUGUGAAGAGCCUGGAGCACGAGUGGGGCUCAUCUGGCACCCCUGAGCCACUCAUCAACAAGGUGCUGGGCAUGGGGCUGAGCAGAUAG
Molecule: messenger RNA, 687 nt
Organism: Calypte anna (Anna's hummingbird)
Lineage: Eukaryota; Metazoa; Chordata; Aves; Apodiformes; Trochilidae
Gene: MSMP
Product: microseminoprotein, prostate associated
Exons: 4
Coding region: 1-687 (228 amino acids)
Source: RefSeq, a predicted model, not a curated record